UAUAAUAUAGCUAUAACUUUGUAGUUCUGUUUAGGCCAGCAGAUAAGGCUUAGCUGGCCCUGGCGGCCCACCACUGCCCUUUAAACCCAGUAGUAUUGUGAAGUGGAUUGAACGUUAAACACCAAAAAUCAAUCUGUAACUUGUCUUUGUGUGAACUUUUUUCUGGUGUCGGUCUGGUAGGCUGGGCUUCACCUUUGAAAGAUCAGCCAUGCACAUGUUUCUGUAUCAAUAAACUUUAAAAUGCAUAAACACGGUCACUAAUAUACAUUCGUAUUAGGGUGCAUAGCUCACAGAAUGGCAAUAAAGCCAACAGAGUGCGGGUCGUGAAUCUAAAAAAGCAAUAAAUAUUAGAUAUUGUUAUUUAUAAGGAUUAAAUUGAGCUGCUGAGAAAUUGCAAUUGAACUGAGGAAACAUAUGUAUCAUCAGUUGUGCUUGGCCUUUGGAUAUGCAUAUGUCCUUUUUUUUCUCUUGUCCCCAUAAUUAUUUUCUGCAUAUAUAUCUACCCAUCUACAGCUCGACCAUGUCUCUCUCUCUGCAGGUGUUGAUUCGUGUCCAUGCCUGCGGAGUGAACCCCGUGGAAACCUACAUCCGGGCUGGGACGUACCCCCGUAAGCCCCUCCUGCCUUACACACCGGGCACAGACGUAGCCGGAGUGGUGGAAACUGUUGGAGAAGGAGUGACCGCAGUAAAGGCAGGAGACCGUGUGUUCACCACGGCCACAGAGUCCGGAGGUUAUGCAGAGUACACUGUGGCAGCCGACCAGUGUGUCCACAAGCUGCCCGAUGCUUUACACUUCACCCAGGGUGCAGCCAUAGGGAUCCCCUACUUCACCGCCUACAGGGCUCUGGUUCAAAAAGCCCACGCCAAAGCUGGAGAGACCGUCCUCAUCCAUGGAGGCAGUGGAGGGGUGACAUUUUUUGUUUCUUCCUUU
This is a messenger RNA of Anarrhichthys ocellatus (wolf-eel), 931 nucleotides long. Its product is annotated as quinone oxidoreductase-like. The record is from RefSeq and is a predicted model, not a curated record. Gene Ontology annotation, molecular function: quinone reductase (NADPH) activity; NADPH binding; mRNA 3'-UTR binding. The transcript is spliced from 3 exons. Lineage: Eukaryota; Metazoa; Chordata; Actinopteri; Perciformes; Anarhichadidae. Gene Ontology annotation, cellular component: cytosol. The annotation marks the transcript as partial.